AUGAAUGAUCCUGAUUCAGGACGCGGGAGUCGACCGUGCUUACCAGAUACUGGUGAGAGACGACUGACGAUUCCCUACCCAGGAACUAGACUCCGUGUAGUGCCUUCCUCUAGGUGGGAGACGAGGUGGUGGUGCACUGCCUUCCUGCAGGUGGAGACGAGGUGUUGCACUGCCUUCCUCCAGGUGGGAGACGAGGUGGUGGUGCACUGCCUUCCUCCAGGUGGGAGACGAGGUGGUGCACUGCCUUCCUCCAGGUGGGAGACGAGGUGGUGGUGCACUGCCUUCCCCCAGGUGGGAGACAAGGCGGUGGUGCACUGCCUUCCUCCAGGUGAGAGACGAGAGGGUGCACUGCCUUCCUCAAGGUGGGAGACGAGGUGGUGCACUGCCUUCCUCCAGGUGGGAGAUGAGGUGGUGGUGCACUGCCUUCCUCUAUGUGGAGAUGAGGUGGUGCACUGCCUUCCUCCAGGUGGGAGACGAGGUGGUGCACUGCCUUCCUCCAGGUGGAGACGAGGUGGUGCACUGCCUUCCUCUAGGUGGGAGACGAGGUGGUGGUGCACUGCCUUCCUCCAGGUGGGAGACGAGGUGGUGGUGCACUGCCUUCCUCCAGGUGGGAGACGAGGUGGUGCACUGCCUUCCUCCAGGUGGGAGAUGAGGUGGUGGUGCACUGCCUUCCUCCAGGUGGGAGACGAGGUGCUGCACUGCCUUCCUCCAGGUGGGAGACGAGGUGCUGCACUGCCUUCCUCCAGGUGGGAGACGAGGUGCUGCACUGCCUUCAUCUGAAUUAAAAUAGAUGCUUGGGUCGCUGUAUUCGAAAAUACUGAUUUUUUUACUAAACAUGAAAUGUUACCUUUCAUCCUGGGUCCCGUAUAUAUUUUAUGACACUUCUAUCAUUCGAGGACAGUGUGAAAAUGUUUUGUGGCCGAAGCGCUCGUAAAUGGAUAUUCUCACAGUACAAACGAAUACUUUCUGUAGCUUUGUGCUUGUACAUGGUGUUGCCCAGAAACAAAAUACUGACUUUUAA
Molecule: messenger RNA, 1021 nt
Organism: Haliotis rufescens (red abalone)
Lineage: Eukaryota; Metazoa; Mollusca; Gastropoda; Lepetellida; Haliotidae
Exons: 3
Coding region: 1-780 (259 amino acids)
Source: RefSeq, a predicted model, not a curated record